GGUUUCGCGUCGACUCCGAACGAGUCGGAGAGUGGUCGAGCGUGUAGGCGAAGAGGGGCGCCGAAUCUAAACCCGAUAACGAACCAGCUGGUGGCAGUGUCGUCGUGCGACGUUUACGUGGAGGUACGACCUUCGCGAAAAUCCAUUUCCCGGUGGGCCACGGUCGAUGAUACGGCGGGUCGAGUGGCUUGGACCUAGGGAUCCAUCCUCGAGCUGAAGAGGGAUCGAAGGGAGCGCGGUGCAGGAGCGUGCCCCUGCGAGAUCUACGGAUCGGCCCGGCCCGGCCCGGGUACGAACUGCCAAGCCGAAGGGAGGCGAAGGGAAGCGAAGGGAGGGCCGUGCGGCAGGAAUAAGAGAAAAAAAGAAUAGAAAUAAAAACAGAAACAUGCCGUGACCGCGCCUCGGUUGACAUCAGGAUGUACUGUAGAUCCGAGGGAAGAAGUCGUCCGCGGCGAUCGUAGCGCGAACCACACGAUCGCGACGACAAAUGUCGUAGGUACCUGGUUAUCUGUGCUCAGGUGUGUGCGUGUGUGCGUGAAGAGUCGUGUGUGCCUGUGGCGGCGGCUGCUGCUGCUCAUCGUACCUGACCUGACCCAGGCCACCUGGACCAGACCACGAUGACGACGAAGGAGCUGUACGUCAAGGGUGGUAGGGUGUGGGUGCCGCAUCCGGAGAAGGUCUGGGAAGGCGCGGUGCUUCUCGAGGACUACAAAGUGAAGCAGCCAAGCCUAAAAGUUCGGACGAACGACACAAAACAAACGAAGGUUCUGAAGAUCGCGUCGGACAUCGAUCUGCCACCCUUGCGGAACCCGGACAUUCUCAUAGGGGAGAAUAACCUGACGUCCCUGUCGUUCCUUCACGAGCCGGCUGUCCUAUACAAUCUCCAGAUACGUUUCCAGAGGCACUGCAUCUACACUUACUGCGGCAUCGUGCUGGUCGCGUUCAAUCCUUACAACGAGCUUCCAAUCUACGGAAAUGACACGAUCUGGGCGUACAGGGGACAGGCGAUGGGCGACCUUGAGCCCCACAUAUUCGCCGUUGCCGAGGAGGCUUACACGAAACUGGAAAGGGAGGGCCACGAUCAGUCGAUCAUCGUUUCCGGGGAAUCGGGAGCCGGAAAGACGGUAUCCGCCAAGUACACGAUGCGAUAUUUCGCGACGGUGGGUGGUUCGACGACGGAGACACAGGUGGAGAAGAAGGUGCUGGCCUCGUUGCCGAUCAUGGAGGCGAUCGGGAACGCGAAGACAACGAGGAACGACAACUCGUCGAGAUUCGGCAAGUUCAUCGAGAUACAGUUCAACAAGCACUAUCACAUAACCGGGGCCAGUAUGCGGACCUAUCUGCUGGAGAAGUCGCGGGUGGUGUUUCAGGCGAAUGAGGAAAGGAAUUAUCACGUAUUUUACCAAAUGUGCGCAGCCGCGUCUCGCCUACCGCACUUGCAUCUAGGUCAUCAGAAUCAGUUUCACUAUCUGAACCAAGGAAAUAAUCCGUUGAUCGACGGUGUCGACGAUCUGACGUGCUUCGACGAGACGAUCACCGCGCUCACCAUGCUCGGUUUCACGUCUAAACAGCAGGACGACAUGCUGCGCAUUUUAGCGGCCAUCAUUCAUUUAGGCAAUGUUGAUAUCAGAAACACUGACGUGCAGAACGCGAAUGUCAACGACACCGAGGCCAGCUACAUUUCCCCGUCGGACAAGCAUCUCUUGACGAUAUGCGAGCUGUUAGGCACGGACAUGAAGGCGAUGCGAAAGUGGCUGUGCCACCGCAAGAUCGUCUCGAUGAGGGAGGUGUUUCUGAAACCCAUGAACGUGGAUCAGGCGAUCGGCGCCAGGGAUGCCCUCGCGAAACACAUCUACGCGGAGCUGUUCAAUUGGAUCGUGGCCGGCAUCAACAAUUCGUUGCAGUCGCAGAAGAAGCCGCAGUGGUUCAUCGGGGUCCUCGAUAUCUACGGGUUCGAGACGUUCGAGGUGAACUCGUUCGAACAGUUCUGCAUCAAUUACGCGAACGAGAAGCUGCAGCAGCAGUUCAACCAGCACGUGUUCAAGCUGGAGCAGGAGGAGUACCUGCGGGAGGAGAUCGAGUGGACCUUCAUCGACUUCUACGACAAUCAGCCUUGCAUCGAUCUGAUCGAGACGAAGCUGGGCAUCUUAGACCUAUUGGACGAAGAGUGCAGAAUGCCGAAAGGGUCGGACAGUUCCUGGGCGGAGAAGCUCUACGCGAAGUGCGGGAAGUCGAAGCACUUCGAGAAGCCGCGGUUCGGUACUUCCGCUUUCCUCAUCCACCAUUUCGCUGACCUGGUGCAGUACGAGACCAUUGGCUUCCUCGAGAAGAACAGGGACACCGUGAUCGAGGAGCAGGUCGACGCACUCAGGAACGGAGAUAACAAAAUAUUGAAAAAGCUUUUCAGCGAUGAGGACCCAAAGCUAUCCGUGCCGUCUAACAUCAGGCUGAAAAUAUCGGCCCAGAAGCCAGCGCCCGUGACUCCCAAGCAAAACAAGAAAACGGUGGGAUCUCAGUUCAGAGAUUCCUUGAACAUGCUGAUGUCGACAUUGAACGCUACCACGCCGCACUACGUACGCUGUAUCAAGCCGAACGACACGAAGGAGGCUUUCGAGUACAAUCCUGUUCGAGCUGUUCAACAGCUGAGAGCCUGUGGAGUGCUGGAAACCAUCAGGAUAUCUGCUGCUGGGUUCCCCAGUCAGAGGACGUACGGGGAGUUCUUCCUCAGAUACAGGUGUCUGUGCAAGUUCAAGGAGAUAAGACGCGAUGACCUGAAGGAGACCUGCAGGCGUAUUUUGGCGAGAUACAUCAAGGACGAUGACAAAUUCAAGUUCGGCAAGUCGAAGGUGCUCUUCCGGGCCGGCCAGGUUGCCUACCUGGAGAAGCUGCGCGCGGACCGGCAACGGGACGCCUGCAUCAUGAUCCAGAAGACGGUGCGAGGUCUGAUCUGUGGUAACAGGUACAGAAAGAUCCGGCGUGCCGUGCUGGGUCUCCAGAGACACGGCAGAGGCUACAUCGCUAGACAGAAGGCUCAGGCGGUGAGAGAAGAAAGAGCCGCGAUAAAGAUCCAAGCUCGCGUGAAGGGCUGGCUGAAGAGACAGCGGUACCUGAAGAUCAAGCGCACAAUCAUCGGCAUCCAGAAGUACGGCAGAGGCAAGAUGGCGAGGGAGAGGUACAAGAAGAUGAAGGACAACGCCGCUGCGAUCACGAUCCAGCGGUUCUCUCGAGGCUACCUCGUGAGGAUGGCUUGCAAGAAGAAGCUGGAGGACAUCGUGAUCGUGCAGGCCUGCAUCAGGAGGCACCUGGCGAAGAAGGUGUUCAGGAGGCUGAAGGCUGAAGCUAGGAGCGUGGAACACGUGAAGUCGCUGAACAAGGGCCUGGAGAAGAAGAUCAUGACCUUGCAACAGAAGAUCACUGAACUGUCGAAGGAGAACCAGUCGCUGAAGAACGUCCAGAACGAGAUGACGGAGCUGAAACACAAACUGGAGGUCCUGAAGGCCGUGGACGCCGAGAACAAGAAGCUAAACAUCAUCUUGCUGGAGAAGGAGAAGGAAUUGGAGAAGAUGCAGGGGACUAUCAAGGCCGAGAGAGACGAGAAGAUGGACAUCUUGCAGGACAAGGAGAAGAGUAGUCAAGAGAAGGAACUACACAAUAAGAAGCUCGAGGAGGAGCUAGAGAGGCUGAAGAAGGAGCUAUCAGUGGUCACGGAGAGGAUGAAGACCAACCAGCGCGGCGCCGAGGAGAACUUGAAGCAUCGGUUGGAGCAGGAGAAGGACCUGCUGCUGAUGGAUCAGGACCAGGAUCGUGGCGCCUAUCAGAGGUUGCUGAAGGAUUACCACGAUCGGGAACAGUAUGUGGAAACGCUUGAGCAGAAGCUGGCGAUGCACGUUCCGGCUCAUUCCCGAUCCCUCAGCAAUGCCUCCAGUAGCAGCGGACAAAUCGUAUCCACGGAGCUUCCAACGGACGAUCAGAACUUGGACCUGGGUUACGGAUCGGUACGGUCAACAGCAUCCUCUUCAACUCCCUAUUCAAGGGUGGAGACGAUCGACUGGACUCCGCAGCAUUCGGACAGUCCGCCGGACGGAGAGGUACACAAUCAGAAAUCGCCUCCAGAAACAAACGGACCAGCCCACGCACCGGUGGACGUCGGUCUCGUGCUGAAGCUUCAACAAAAGCUGAAGGAUGUGGAGAAGGAGAAGGGAAGGUUGAUCAGGAUGGUCGAGGAUUUGGAGAAAGACGUUCCGGAGGAGACCUCGACGACUCAGGACACGUUCAAG
Molecule: messenger RNA, 4277 nt
Organism: Megalopta genalis
Lineage: Eukaryota; Metazoa; Arthropoda; Insecta; Hymenoptera; Halictidae
Source: RefSeq, a predicted model, not a curated record